Molecule: messenger RNA, 2351 nt
Organism: Clarias gariepinus (North African catfish)
Lineage: Eukaryota; Metazoa; Chordata; Actinopteri; Siluriformes; Clariidae
Gene: frk
Product: fyn-related Src family tyrosine kinase
Exons: 8
Coding region: 146-1738 (530 amino acids)
Biological process (GO): cell differentiation; innate immune response; protein phosphorylation
Cellular component (GO): extrinsic component of cytoplasmic side of plasma membrane
Molecular function (GO): signaling receptor binding; ATP binding; non-membrane spanning protein tyrosine kinase activity
Source: RefSeq, a predicted model, not a curated record
CCGACACUUUAACCGGGAAGCAGUGAAGAGUCUCGCGCGUCCCGCCGGUACCGGAGCAGCACCAUGGAGCGGAGUGUGUGUACUCAGGACUGAUCCGUGUCACAGUGUGUGUGUGUGUGAGUGUGUGUGUGUGUGUGAGAGAGACAUGUCGCUGCGGGUGUCUGAGGUGUGUGAGCGGCUCUUGUCGUGUUGCCGGACGUGUCCGUUUGUCCACCGGAAGCCCGGUUCUGACGGCUCGGACGGUCCCGACGGCUCGGUGGUGAUACCGAACAAGCACGCGCAGACGGAGACCCCGGGCCCGCGCGCCCUGCCCGGCCUGCCCGCCCCGCCCCGCGCGCGCGUGUACACAGCCCUGUGGGACUACAGCGCGCGCACCGCGGAGGACCUGAGCUUCGGCGCCGGGGACCAGCUGGAGGUUCUGGACCAGAGCAGUCCGGACUGGUGGUUCGCCCGCGCGCUCACCGGACAGUUCGCGCGCAGAGAGGGCUACAUCCCGGCCAACUACGUGGCGCCGCUCGAGAGCCUGCACGCGGAGAGAUGGUAUUUCCCUGAUACAAAGCGUAUGGAUGCUGAGAAGCUCCUUCAGGCUGAAGGGAACCAACACGGCUCAUUCCUCAUCCGAGAGUGUGAGAGUCAGCCGGGGGAACUGUCACUGUCAGUGCUAGAUCUCGGGGUGGUGAAGCACUAUAAGAUAAAGCGAUUGGACAAUGGACAUUACUUUGUCUCGAGGAGGCGGGAGUUUACCACACUCCAGGAGCUGGUGAAUUACUACGGUACUACAGAGGACGGCCUGUGUGUCCGACUCACACAUCCCUGCAGGAAGGCUAUAGCUCCACAGACCCAUGGUCUCUCCUAUAACACGGCAGAUCAGUGGGAAAUUCCACGCAGCUCCAUCUGCCUGCUGCGGAGACUCGGAGCCGGACAGUUCGGAGAAGUUUAUGAGGGAUUAUGGAACAGCACAACUAGUGUCGCCGUGAAAACACUCCGGCCAGGCAAUAUGGAUUCUCAGGAUUUCCUCAGGGAAGCUCAGAUCAUGAAGAAGCUGCGUCACCCGAAGCUGAUCCAGCUGUACGCUGUGUGUUCUGUCGGAGAACCGAUCUACAUCAUCACAGAGCUGAUGACGCAUGGCAGCCUGUUAGAAUACCUACAGAAGGACAAAGGGGAGUUUGUGGCGAUGUGUGAUCAGGUAGAGAUGGGCGCUCAGGUGGCAGCAGGGAUGGCGUAUCUGGAGCUGCAGAACUACAUCCACAGAGACCUCGCUGCCCGAAACGUGCUGGUGGGAGAAAACAACAUCUGUAAAGUGGCAGACUUCGGCUUGGCCAGAGUGUUCAAGGCAGAAGGUGAUGGUGAUUAUGAGUUGGAUGAUGAUGAUGAGCGGGUGUACGAGGUGAAACAGGGAACUAAACUGCCCGUGAAGUGGACGGCUCCUGAAGCUUUACACGAAAACAAGUUCACCAUUAAAUCUGACGUGUGGAGCUUCGGAAUCCUGCUCUAUGAAAUCGUGACAUUCGGACAAACGCCGUACCCCACUCUCACCAAUGCCCAGGUGAUGCAGAGACUACGUGCGAAUUACCGGAUGCAAUGUCCUGCAAACUGUCCAAAGCGCAUCUAUGACAUCAUGAUGGAGUGCUGGAAGGACUCGCCCGUUGAUCGUCCCACCUUCGAAACCCUGCAGUGGAAACUCGAGGAGUUUUACGACGUCGACAUCAACGCGUACGAUGACACCAGAAACUACUGAUUUAAUCAGAACCGGCUAGUUUAAUUACCCAUGAUCCUCUCCGCAAAGACCAAGUACUCGCAGCAGUGUAGGGCACAUGACCAGGGUUGUGGUGCUCACUGGAUGAGCAGACAAAGGAGACCCAUGCUGAUGAUAGAAUCACACAGGGGGAUCCUUCCCAGUCAAUCAGAGUGAGUGGGUGGAGCUAAACAGUGUAUAAUUAAUAAUCAUAUUAGUAAUAUAAUCGGUGAAGCCUCUUUAGUUAUGAAAGCUCACUAUCCCAUUCGAGUGUGUGCGUGUGUGCGUGCGUGUGUGUGUGCAUGUCAAAUGUUUCAUUACUUGUGAAAAUUGUCGUUCUUGUCUGUCUUUCUCUCACUAUGCUAACGAGCUGCUUAAAUCUCUAAGUAUUCAUAUUUAAUAGAGCAAUCACAAGUCUCCUUCUUUUAUAAUAUUCAGUACUGUACUGUAAAUGUUUCUGUAACAGGGCCUGAUGAAUAAAUUAGACUUGAGCCAGUAGUCUGGAUAAUUAAUCUCAGUAUUUAUAAUGCAGAAUUAAUUAUUUUCUCUCUUUGCUUUUUAUUUGCCUAUAUUUUGUAAUUAUUAACAAGUCAUUAAAAUAAAGGCUGGAAAAUUU